GAUUCUUGAAAUUGAUGAUCUAAAUACAUUUAUUUGGGCAGUGGGAUUGGUUGUAUAAUGUCUCGAUACUUUUGAAUUUCAUGACAUGAUAUACUCAUCAUUCCGGGGGUCAGUUUGUCACUCGUCUCCCCCAUGUAAAGUUUGGCCGUAAAAUGAUCUUACUGAUGAGUUAUAGGCAAGGUUUGAUUCGUGAAAUUGGGGUCAACUUGUCACUCCUAUCCCGAGUAAUGUCGUUCAGGCUUUCUCAUGGGACGUACAACGGCGGGCUUCUGUCAACUGAAGCUGGUACUCUUGCCCGAGUGGUCGCAGACGGAACAAUCACCCUAGCCGGGUACCUGGGGGAGAGCAAGCUCUUGAAUGCCACCCUUCUUCCAUCCCUCCUGAUUUGUGUAGCGUCUAUCAUCGCCACCUGCAGCACUUACAAUUCUCUCUACUGAUUCCGACUCUAAUCUUCCUGUCCUAAACUUCGAACUGAUCGGCAUUUUUGUGCAUUCUUUCUCGUUUAUCGAAGCUUUAGUCCCGGCUUGUAUGUGAGUGCUUUAAAUUACAUAGGCAAUACAUGCUUCUCAUAGCUCCCAAUAUAUUUCAAGCUCUUUAAUGAUACAUGUACAGCAAAUACUACUUUCAACAUAACUUUCUUGGAAUUCUGUUAAUUGGAUUGAAGUGGUAUGGAUAUUGUUCUGUA
Messenger RNA from Olea europaea var. sylvestris, 685 nucleotides. Its product is annotated as SPX domain-containing membrane protein At1g63010-like. The coding region runs from base 153 to 437 and encodes 94 amino acids. The record is from RefSeq and is a predicted model, not a curated record. NCBI's taxonomy places the organism in Eukaryota, Viridiplantae, Streptophyta, Magnoliopsida, Lamiales, Oleaceae. The transcript has 2 exons.